AAUUCAGAGGAUCCUUAACAGAUGAUUGUCAAUGUGGAUUAUAUCCCCUAGCAGACUGCUACGAGAAAUAGAGGAGAACGGGAUAGAGUGUGAGUGUGUAUGUAUGAGCUGCUGAAGAUACAGGGAAAGAGCUGAGCAAGUGAGAGAGGGAGACUCGAGCGGAGGUGUGCGAGAGCAGCAACUUCAUUGUGUUUAAACAGAACUGCGCGAGAAGCAGGACGGUGCGCAGCUCAGCAUCAGUACCGACAGGAAAAAGAGAGAAUAGCCUUCUGGAUACUACUGUGGACAAACAGACGGUGAGAUGUACUUCAUUCAAAAACAGUCAGUUGCACCAACUUGAGAGGGAAGAGGAAUACACUGAUCGAACCGAGGAUACAUAUAUGCUGUCAUACUGAAAAAGUUCUUAACUAUGGAAAAUAAUUUCUAAAUGACUGUUUGUAAAGUUUUCGGACAAUACCAGUGCUUUGAGAAGCAUACGAUUUCAGAGACAGGGACAUCGCCGGGUACGUUUGAUAUACCCAAGAAGUGAUAUUGCUUUGCACGGCGGUGGAGAAUAACCAGCAAGAGGCAGCCCUCACCCCAGUCGCAUUGACUGAACAAUAGAUUCCCGUCCUACACUUUCGGGGAAAACACAGCCGAACCGGCGACAGAAGACAAGAUAAAAUGUUGCCGUUAUACCUCGUCAUUUGCCUUAUGGGAACAGCUACCCGAGCAGCCUACUUUUCCCAGCAGCCCCAAGACCAGGUAGUGGUGUCUGGUCAAUCGGUGACUCUGCCCUGUGUAAUCGUGGGGUACAGGGGAAUGGUGCAGUGGACCAAAGACGGCCUGGCGCUGGGUGGAGAAAGAGAUCUGCCAGGAUGGACACGCUACUCCUUAAUGGGAGACCCGCUAUCAGGCGAGCACAGCUUGAUGAUCGACUCGGCAGAGCUGGCGGAUGACGCCGUGUACGAGUGUCAGGCUACGCAGGCCGGACUGCGCUCCCACCGAGCCAAGCUCACUGUUCUAGUUCCCCCCACAGACCCGGUGGUGGAGGGGGGUCCUAUCAUACGUGUGAAGGCCCACACACCCUACAACCUCACCUGCCGCGCCUCAGGGGCCAAGCCUGCCGCCGAGAUCACCUGGUACAGAGACGGAGAGGUCAUGGACACGGCCAUAUACUCCAAGACGCGGAUGGAGGAUGGGAAGAGGGAGCUGGCUGUCAGUAUGCUUCCUGUGGUGCCGGAGGACAAGGACUCUGGCCGUACCUACACCUGUCGCGUCCUCAACCCCGCCGCCCCCGCCGGACUCCAGACCUCCGUCACCAUCAACGUCCAGCACCCCCCAUCAGUGACCCUGUCCGUCCAGCCCCAGAGUGUCAUGGAGGGAGCCAAGGUUCUGUUCAUCUGCUCUGCCUCUGCCAACCCUGAGAUCACAGGAUACAGGUGGUCCAAGGGAGGAGUCCCCAUCUCGGAGGCGAACGGGGACAGCCUGGAGGUGACGGUAGACCACUCGUACUUCACAGACCCUGUCUCCUGUGAGGUAUCCAACUCAGUGGGCAGCACCAACGUCAGCACCCUGGUGGAUGUACAAUUUGGUCCCAGGCUGCUGUCGGAGCCCAAGCCCAUGAACGUGGACAUUGGGAUGGACGCUGCCUUCACCUGCACCUGGACAGGCAACCCUCCCCUUACCCUGGCCUGGACCAAACAGGGCUCAAGCGUGGUGCUCAGUAAUGGCAACACCCUGCAGCUGAAGGCUGUCACCCAGGAGGAUGCUGGGACGUAUACCUGCAAGGCCAUCGUCCCCCGCAUCGGGGUGGCUGAGAGGGACGUCACGCUCACUGUCAACGGCCCACCUAUCAUUACAGCAGACGCCACACAGCACGCUGUCAAGCACUCCAAGGGCAAGCUAGAGUGCCUGGUGGGAAACAGCCCCUCGCCUGACAAGAUUGUGUGGACAUUUGGAGACAUGACCCUCUCCUCAGGUUCCUCCGGUCGUUUCUCUGUCCAGACGGUGACCAGUGACCACGGGGUCCUGUCCUCCCUGGUCCUGUCUGAGACCCUGGCCCAGGACUUCCUACUCCGCUACAACUGCACCGCAUGGAACCGCUUCGGCACAGGCACCGCGCUGGUCACCCUCAAGGAGCAAGAGGCCCUGCCCAUGCUGAUCAUCAUUGGGGCGGCGGUGGGCGGAGGGUGUGUCCUGCUCAUCUGUGUCGUCACCCUGGUCUCUCUCUGCUGCAGGCACACCGGGAAAGGUGAGGUCGAAGGUAAAAAGUGCACACGCCUCUCAAAGAGUGACAUCAGAGUUCAGAUUGUGCACAGUGACCACAAUGCUACCCGUGGCAACGAUGAUGAGGAGGAUGUCAAGGAGCCCAUGGUAAAUGCCUCCGUUCAAUCACUUUCAGCCCCCAACAGCAGUGAGUCUCCUGGGACGUCCCGGACGGAACACAGUGACCUGCUGGAGGAGGACGAGGACGAGAGGUCCGACAUCAAGGUAAAAACCGACCCCACUAACGGCUACUACAACGUGCAUGCUCACGAGGACCGGGUGAUCCGCAGUGGUUUCUCAGAUUACGUGCCCAACCCCCGUCCUGUCUACACACCAUCCCAGCUGCCCUCCCCCAGCCCGCUGUACGGCCAGCACACAGUGGUGGCAGCCACACAGCCCCGCAUCUACGACUUCUCCCACCGCUACGCCACCACCACAGGGGCCCGCUCCACCUACGAGCAGCAGCAGGCAGCGGCAGCCCAGCCCGGAGCCAUCUACCCCACCGACCCCGUCUACAGCGGCUCUGCCUACCUGCCCACCGCCGCCACAUACGGCCGAGCCUUCACCAGCUACGUCAAGCCCGCCUCCUACGAGAAGGUGGACGCCUACGAUCAAUCGGACCAGGCUAGCAAGGUGUCUAGCUCCUCUCGUUUCUCCUAUGCAUCAUCGCAGGUCUCCUCCCAGCAGUCCGACUACGGACGGCCGUCACAACGCAUGCAGACUCACGUCUGAUUUGACAACGGAACAGGGGGUGGAGCGCGAAGGGCCAUGUAAAGAGGAAGCAUUUGUCAUCUCUAUAGGAGGUGUGGCCAGACUAACAUGAGGAGAGAGGACUGGUUGGCUGGUUCCUUCUCCUGGACACCUUUUUAUAAGGAGAUGUAGGUGACAUGGAUUGCCUUCCUUAUUUGUUAUUCAGUUGUCAUUCUGGGAUUGAAUGGUCCCAAUGGAGUCCCAAUGGCAUUCCAAUGGAGUCCCAAUGGAGUCAAUGAUUGUGAUGUGCCACUCACAUUCCCCGUCAAUAAAUAAUCUACUACAGUGUCUGCUCCUUCAGAGAUGAGCCUGCUAUUCUGUCAUGGCACUGGUUUUGUUUUACCAGUGAGGGGAUGGGAGGAAGGCAAACUGGAAAUCACCAGACAGGAGCAUCUCAUGACUUUGGGUGGCCUAAACUAACUGGAUGCUGGAGCCUAGCUAACAUUUCUCAAAAAGAACAGACUGCUCGGACAAAUAGAACUUCGAACAGACUAUGAACAAAUAAAAAAUACAGAUAUAUUCAUUUAAAAAAAAAGAAGAGUCAACACAUUGUGGUCAUUUGGUGUUUGUCGGCAUGUGAAAGGAGUUCUAAGCACAUUCGUGUCUCUCUAUCCAUUUAAAGAAGCCUGAGCUCCACAAUGGCAGCCAUAAACCGCUUAGCAAAACAAUAAGUUUGGCUUGGGUGUGGGUUAUCUGGGAGUGAAAGCAGAGUGAGGUAUGGAGAGAAUGUGUAUCCUGGCCUUCACCUAAUAGAGAGACAGCCUCUGUGUUAUUGUUCUACCCUGGAGGACAAGAAAAGGAAAUGGAAAAACCCAGAGAUGGUGGGCUACAGUACAUAGCAGUGUAUUGAAAGAGUUAGGGAUUGAGAUGAAUUCCUCUGGGUACUGUAUUACUUCUGUGUUUGCCAGAUUGUUAAAUGGAGACUCUUUCCAGAACAAUCAUUGUAAAAUGGUGGCAAUCUUGAACUUGAAUAAGCUCAAGGUGCAGUCUCAACAGGCUAAGAUGGGUUCUACUUGUGAAACUGUCCCUCUUCAGACACCAUCCACACACCAGUCUUUAUGACAGUCAAGUAACUUCAAUAUGUUUACAAAAACACAGUACUACCCUGAAAUACUGACGAGAUCAACUGUACAAAUGGGUGAAGAAGUCCCAUUCUUUCUCUGUUGCAUGCAGAUGAUGUGUCUAGUGAAACUCUUCAGCAUUUCUUUUCCAUGUCCAUUAUGCUUGUUUGAGAGACUGCUUACUGCACCUGGUCUGUUGUAUUCCGAUUCUGGACACUGCUGGAUCCCUGUACUGCCAUUUUGUGUCAAGAGCGGCGCUACCGGUCAGUCGGCCCAAUUGGAAAACAAACGUCACUAAGUGAACCAAGUGAUUUAAAAACAAAAAUCAUUGCUCGUCUUUAUUUUUAUAUAAGCCUUAAUGUACAGCUUGUAAGCUGCUUUACUGUAAAGUAUCUUUAUAUUAUAUAUAUAUACAUAUAGAUCUAUAUCUUGAUUGAUUUUAUUUGGGUCCACAAUUUCUCUCCUUCUGUUCCGUUGUCCAUCAAUCACUGAAUGCAGAAAGAUGAACUAUGCUUUUUGGGAACACAACUAAUUGCCAUUUGUUGGUUUGGUUCAUUUUGUUUUUUUAAUGUAUUAAGGAUUUUAUUUGCUAAAAAUGAGCCAUUGUUGCUUGUAACUUUGUAUACAUAUUUAUAUUUAAAUAAAACCAUUUCA
Molecule: messenger RNA, 4712 nt
Organism: Oncorhynchus gorbuscha (pink salmon)
Lineage: Eukaryota; Metazoa; Chordata; Actinopteri; Salmoniformes; Salmonidae
Product: kin of IRRE-like protein 3
Exons: 15
Coding region: 664-2979 (771 amino acids)
Biological process (GO): cell-cell adhesion
Cellular component (GO): cell-cell junction
Molecular function (GO): cell adhesion molecule binding
Source: RefSeq, a predicted model, not a curated record